Saprolegnia diclina VS20 is the source of this 596-nucleotide messenger RNA. RefSeq lists its product as hypothetical. The record is from RefSeq and is a predicted model, not a curated record. NCBI's taxonomy places the organism in Eukaryota, Oomycota, Saprolegniomycetes, Saprolegniales, Saprolegniaceae. Bases 1 to 570 code for a protein of 189 amino acids. The transcript is spliced from 2 exons.
AUGGGUGCCAAGCAGUCGCUGCAAGAGUUUCAAGCCAUUCCGCUCGUGCCGACCAAGCUCGGCGGGACCGCCACGUUUGUCAACGCCCCGCAAGGCCUUGUCAACGCCGUGACGGGCGGUACAGAGCUCGGCCUGCGUGUGUCGAGCGGUCUCUUGUCGUCGUCCGCGCAGCUGGUGAGCGACAAUGGCCGUGAGGUUUUGGCCACUAUCAAGAAAGCACUCGUGGCCCUCCGCGCCACGUACCACGUCUACGCUGGCGAGUCCAAGACGGAGCUGCUCAAGCUUGUCGUGCGCAAGAGUUACUUUGGGUCGACGUACACGUGCGACGUCUCUGGCAGCGGCGGUCGCUACACGCUCGUGUGCAAAGGCUCGUGGUCCGAACGCAUGCUCAUCACGUGCAACGAGAACGUUGUUGCCAAGAUCCGCCCGCCGCCGACCGGCACCUGCACGUACCUCGACGUCGCGCCCGGUGUCGACGCCGCGGUGCUGCUGCUCGUUCAGCAUAUCGCUGUCGAGUGCGAUCGAUCCUCGAGUUCGUGUCUUGAGACCGCUCUUAUCGCCCAAGUCUAAGGCAAACAAAGUGUAUUCCAUUCGUC